UCGCGGCCUGAGGGAGAUCUUCCGACCCGCAACCAGUGAACCCCACCGACCGGGAUCCACUGACCCACACGCAGUGAUCCUCAUCGAUCGGGAUCCAUUGAUCAUGCUGUGAUUUAGUGGCCCACUGACCAAUGUCUCGUGACUUGAACCCACUGACCAAUCUUAGUGACAACGAUCCAAUAAACAACUGACUGGGACCCAGUGACCAGUAGCGACUGGAUGGGAACCAUGGACCGUGAUCCACUGUGGAACCCAGUCACUAAUAUCCAGUGGCCACAAUCCACCGAACAGGAUCCAGUGAUUAUAAUCCAUUGACUAGGACCCUCUGACUGAGAUCCAAUGAUCCACUAAUCACAAUCCACUGGCCAGGAACCAGUGACCCAUUAAACAUGAUCCAGUAACCCACAGACCAGGAUCAAGUGACCCACUGGCCAGGCUCCAGUGAUGGGGACUCAGCCCCUUCCAAGCCCACAACCACUUCCAUCUAGAAGGACAAGGGCAGCAAAUACAUGGGAACACCAGCCCCCUGCAAGUUCCCCUUCGAGCCACUCGCUAUCCUGACUUGGAAAUAUAUCACUGUCCUUUCAGUGUUGCUGGGUUAAAAUCCUGGAAUUCCCUCCCUAAUGGCAUUGUGGGUCAACCUACAGCACAUGGAAUGCAGCAAUUCGAGAAGGCAGCUCACCACCACCUCCUCAAGGGCAAUUAGGAUGGGCGGUUGUUGCCCAUGUUCCUGCCCCUGGAUAAAGACCCAGUGCUACUGCGUCUUCGGUUCACAGUCUUGGCAGUUGCCACAGUGAUGUGCCCGCUCUUUGGCUUCGUCUUCUGCAUUGUUUGGUCAAUUCUGUUUAACUUCGAGGAGACAACAGCGACACACUGCCAGGUCCCCAACUACCUCCCGUCAAUCAGUGCUGCUAUUGGAGGGGAGACUCCUCAGCGCUAUGUCUGGCGUUUCUGUAUUGGCUUGCACUCGGCACCACGGCUGUUGGUUGGACUGGCAUAUUGGAACCACUACCGCCGUGUCCCAUCACCCGGCCGCUGGUAUGGCCCCCUCUGUUUCAUCAACUUCACCUUCAACAUGCUGGAGAACCUGGCGUUGCUGCUCCUGACCUAUGUUUCAUCAACAGAGAAUCACUGGGUUCAUGAGAAAGCUUUUGUCACCUUCAUGGGAUCAUCAAUACUUCACAUGAUCCUCACCUGUGUCAUCUGGCAGCAGACCAAGAAAAGCACAGUAAGUCCAGAGGAGAGAACCUCUCUGAGCUGGAAGCAGAGGCUGUUCAUCUUCAAUUUGAGCUCAUUUGUCAUCGCUUUGUGUUUCUACUUCAGACACAACGCGUACUGUGAAACUGGAGUUUACACAGCCUUUUCGUUCCUGGAGUAUUUGGUGGUUUUAUCAAACAUGAGCUUUCACAUGACUGCGUACUGGGACUUUGGAAACAAGGAGCUGCUGAUUGGAAGCCUCCCUGAGGAGAAGCGAUUCUGAGUGAGGUGCCUGCAGCCCUAUGUCCACAGGGAGGUGGACAAUUGGACUCCUGUCUGAGACACAAAGCAGGGGUUGUCUUUAGCAGGUCGAAGGUUACCUAUUAAAUAGGGAGGAGCAAGUGUGGGGGAGGGGGCAGUAGCUGUCACAGUGCCCCUGCUGUCAGUCCCAGAGGAUAAAGGAGUGUUUGAGAGAGAGGAGGGCAAGGCUAACUGUGUGAAAGCAGCCUUUGUCCUGCCGAUGUGACACUGCUAAUGUUUCCUGCACGUUUUAAACAGUCAUGAUGUGACAUUGGUUGGGGCUCAGGGUUUCAAUUGUUUUCACUCAAAGUUCGGGAAUUUGCUCUUUGUAUAUUAAAAAAAAGGUCUAUUUCUAUGGUUUCUAUCUUGGGCUCCCUCUUCAUCUCUCUCCUUGCCACCCAUCUGCCUCCCAUCCUCCUCUUCCCUCCAACUCUAUGCCAGGCCCUAUCUCUGUUACUCACUGCUCCCACCCUUUCCUCCUGCACUCCCAUCCUCUAUCUCCUGCAUCUCACUUCUUCUCAUUCUGUGUCUCCCUUAUCACAGUCAGGCCUUCUGAGAAAAUUCCCCUCAUUCAGACCAGUUUGGGUUGGGGGGAUCACGUUGAGGGGUGAAUAGUUGAAUUUUAAUGAGUUACCUCUGUGCUGCAUGAGAUUUUAAGUAUGUAUUGGGUCUAAAUGGGUUAAAUUAGGUGAGCAGAUUGCAGAGACACAGGACAUUUGAAUCAAGAUCUAAUCAGGAAGAGAAACAAAUUCCUUUAACAGUCCAGCCGUUGGGUGACUUUUGUUUUUAAAAGACUUGAGAGAAUCUUAUUGUUGUGUUCUUGAGCUUAUGAACACUGAAUCCUGUAACUGUAUGGAGUCCAUCAUCUUAACAAAUCAAUGAUUGAAGUGAGAUUUCAUACCGAAGUGAAAAGUAAUUAAAAUGUAUUUGUGCUGUGUAGUGGCUUGUGCGCGUGCAC
This is a messenger RNA of Stegostoma tigrinum, 2455 nucleotides long. It is a transcript of the gene pgap2, whose product is annotated as post-GPI attachment to proteins 2. Gene Ontology annotation, cellular component: Golgi membrane; endoplasmic reticulum membrane. The coding region runs from base 725 to 1480 and encodes 251 amino acids. Lineage: Eukaryota; Metazoa; Chordata; Chondrichthyes; Orectolobiformes; Stegostomatidae. Gene Ontology annotation, biological process: GPI anchor biosynthetic process. The record is from RefSeq and is a predicted model, not a curated record. The transcript is spliced from 6 exons.